Messenger RNA from Dromiciops gliroides (monito del monte), 2600 nucleotides. It is a transcript of the gene VPS26A, whose product is annotated as VPS26, retromer complex component A. Gene Ontology annotation, biological process: intracellular protein transport; retrograde transport, endosome to Golgi. Bases 98 to 1081 code for a protein of 327 amino acids. The record is from RefSeq and is a predicted model, not a curated record. Lineage: Eukaryota; Metazoa; Chordata; Mammalia; Microbiotheria; Microbiotheriidae. Gene Ontology annotation, cellular component: endosome; retromer complex. The transcript is spliced from 9 exons.
GCCGGCGGUCACAUGACGGGGGCGCCGCUGGGCGGAGGGAGCCGGGGCUUGGGGUUUCCGUGCGGGGCGCGCGUGCGGAGCGGCGGCGGGGCUGACCAUGAGUUUUCUUGGAGGUUUUUUUGGUCCCAUCUGUGAGAUUGAUGUUGUCCUUAAUGAUGGGGAGUCACGGAAGAUGGCGGAAAUGAAAACUGAUGAUGGCAAAGUAGAAAAACAUUAUCUCUUCUAUGAUGGUGAAUCCGUUUCAGGAAAGGUAAACCUAGCCUUUAAGCAACCUGGAAAGAGGCUAGAACACCAAGGAAUUCGAAUUGAAUUUGUCGGCCAAAUUGAGCUCUUCAAUGACAAGAGUAAUACCCAUGAAUUUGUAAACCUAGUGAAAGAAUUGGCCUUACCUGGAGAACUGACACAAAGCAGAAGUUAUGACUUUGAAUUUAUGCAGGUUGAAAAGCCCUAUGAAUCCUACAUUGGUGCCAAUGUCCGAUUGAGGUAUUUUCUUAAAGUGACCAUAGUAAGACGACUGUCAGACUUGGUAAAAGAGUAUGAUCUCAUUGUUCACCAGCUAGCCACCUACCCAGAUGUUAACAACUCCAUCAAGAUGGAAGUGGGCAUCGAAGACUGUCUACACAUAGAGUUUGAAUACAAUAAAUCCAAGUAUCAUUUAAAGGAUGUGAUUGUUGGAAAAAUUUAUUUCUUAUUAGUAAGAAUAAAAAUUCAGCAUAUGGAAUUACAGCUGAUAAAGAAAGAGAUCACGGGAAUUGGACCCAGCACCACGACAGAAACAGAGACCAUCGCCAAGUAUGAAAUCAUGGAUGGGGCACCAGUCAAAGGUGAAUCAAUCCCCAUAAGACUCUUUCUGGCGGGAUAUGACCCAACUCCGACAAUGAGAGAUGUGAACAAGAAAUUCUCAGUACGAUAUUUUUUGAACCUAGUCCUCGUGGAUGAGGAAGACAGACGGUACUUCAAACAGCAGGAGAUCAUCUUAUGGAGAAAAGCCCCUGAAAAGCUAAGGAAGCCGAGGACAAACUUUCACCAGCGCUUCGAGCCUCCAGAGCCGCAGGCAUCUGCCGAGCAGCCAGAAAUGUGAAGGGAAGAAGAGCAGGGAGCGGGGAAGGGGAGGCUGGGGGCUCCAGUGGUCAAAGCCUGCACAGGACAAGGCCUAUGGCCUCGCCUGGCCCCUCUCCGACCACGCUCACCUGUUUUGCGGCACUACUAACCAGUCUCCAAGGUGUACAGCCUGUUAAAAACAAAGUGCUUUCUCUGAAACACUGGAACUUUCUCAAGCUGCCGUCUCUCUCUCCUCUUUUUUUUUUUUUAAACUUCAUACUUUGAGUUGAUCAUAUGCACUCAGAUAUGCAUAAGCUUAAAAAUUAAAAAUCUCCAUGUGUGUAGGCUUGACAUUUUGUAAUUUUGUUUUCUUUCUCGAGGAUAUAGAUUAUGACUCUUCCUGCCCCAUCUCCAUGUCAUUGAUUUCCCUCUCAUUCUCUGCAGAACACGAGGCUUGGGUAUUCAAGUGAUAAGAGAGACUCUGGGUGGCUGUGAGGCUGUGGGGGCCACCCUGCUUGGCAGCCAUCCUCUAGGCAUAAUGUUCCCUGAGCAUUUCUGUUCAGUCUUGUGGGUGUUAGAGGGAUUCAGGCACUGCUUUUGUCCUGAGUCUUCCAGUCCCGUGGCAUGUUUCUACACUGGGAACUUCUUCCGACCUUUCACAUGAGAGAUCUGUAGCCGGAUGGGGUGACUGCCACUUACUUCCAGGAUUUCUUUUUUGCUGUUAGUCCGUUUAACUCUUGCAUCAGCGCCACAGUAGUUUUUCUGCAGUGUGUUUUUUGUGUUUUAAAAAUUCUAAUUUCACAUAACAUUUUUCCCCCACAGAUAGUUUGAAGUUUUAGGGAAAAUUUGGCUGUGUGUGCAGAAAAGGCUAAUUCUUAUUCACCUCUUGAUUGUUGGGUUGGGUGGACAUCUCCAGUCUGUAUCUGGUUAAGCAUACUUAUGUUAAGCGGCAGCUCUGGCCAGCCAAAACUCAGAAUUUACAAGCAACUAACCUCUAGGAAACACAUAUACUGUCCUUGUCUUAAUUUUGUUUAACGUUGAGUUUAAGUCCUCCUUGGUUCAGACGCUGGAAGGUUGCGCAGCUGUGACCUGGGUUCUGUUUCCGAUGUGUCCAUGCAUGUCUAUGUGGCAGAAGCGCUGGUUUUGUCUGAGCCACAGAAGCCACCUGCACUUACGGUUCACGAACCAACUGAGACUUUUGACCAAUGUCCGUGCAAGCCUGGUCGGUGGACCGCACUCAGUCCCCGGUCCUGCUGUCUGACAACUGCUUUCCUCCGGUGGCAUGCUGACCACCACCUCUUACUGCAGAAGAUGCUCUCUGGGUUCCUGUGCUUUGGGAACACCUCUUUUCAGUGUGGAUGUCUGGGGGUAAAAACAGAUGGAUUUUUUUUUUCCUCAUGUAAGUGCCUGUUCAGAAAUUUAAAACAAAAAUUUAAAUGCCAAAUAUUUUCAUGGUCACUUGCAUGUAGUAAUCUAGAAACUGAAAAGAUUUUGAAAACUGAUUGUAUUUAACCAGCCUCAAAUUGUGCAACCAUGUAUAAUAAAGAAUUUGAAACCAA